This is a messenger RNA of Carlito syrichta (Philippine tarsier), 1584 nucleotides long. RefSeq names its product phosphatidylinositol 4-kinase type 2 beta (gene PI4K2B). The annotation marks the transcript as partial. Lineage: Eukaryota; Metazoa; Chordata; Mammalia; Primates; Tarsiidae. The record is from RefSeq and is a predicted model, not a curated record. Gene Ontology annotation, biological process: Golgi organization; phosphatidylinositol phosphate biosynthetic process; endosome organization. Gene Ontology annotation, molecular function: 1-phosphatidylinositol 4-kinase activity. The transcript has 10 exons. Gene Ontology annotation, cellular component: endosome; trans-Golgi network; lysosomal membrane.
GGGGACGCGGGGGUCCCCCGGAGCUCGCCUGCCGACCUGGACCGGAAGCGCCGCGCGGGUUCAGCAACUACUGGUACUUCAGAGCUGAAUGCAUUCUUGGAUGACGCAGAAUUUGCUGAAAUUAUAUUAAGAGCAGAGCAAGCAAUAGAAGUUGGAAUUUUUCCAGAAAGAAUCUCUCAAGGUUCAAGUGGAAGUUACUUUGUGAAGGAUCCUAAGAGGAAAAUUAUUGGUGUGUUUAAACCCAAAUCAGAAGAACCUUAUGGUCAGCUGAAUCCGAAAUGGACAAAGUAUGUCCAUAAGGUCUGCUGCCCUUGCUGCUUCGGCAGAGGCUGCCUGCUUCCUAAUCAGGGUUACCUCUCCGAAGCUGGUGCCUGCCUCGUAGAUGAAAAGCUGCAUUUGGGCAUUGUGCCCAAAACAAAGGUGGUUUGGCUUGUUAGCGAGACAUUUAACUACAGUGCAAUUGACCGUGCAAAAUCAAGAGGCAAAAAGUAUGCUUUAGAAAAAGUGCCAAAAGUGGGUAGGAAGUUUCAUCGAGUAGGACUCCCUCCUAAGAUUGGUUCCUUUCAGUUAUUUGUUGAAGGUUACAAGGAAGCUGAAUAUUGGCUUAGGAAAUUUGAAGCCGACCCUUUGCCUGAAAAUGUUAGAAAACAAUUUCAGUCACAAUUUGAAAGAUUAGUUAUUUUGGAUUACAUCAUCAGAAAUACAGACAGGGGGAAUGAUAAUUGGUUAAUCAGAUAUGAAAAACAGAAAUGUGGAAAGAAAAAUGACCAUAAGGGUUCAAAAUGGAUUGAUGAUAAAGCAUUGCUUAUCAAAAUAGCUGCAAUUGACAAUGGUCUAGCCUUUCCUUUUAAACAUCCUGAUGAAUGGCGAGCAUAUCCAUUUCACUGGGCUUGGCUUCCUCAAGCAAAAGUUCCUUUUUCUGAAGAAAUAAGAAACUUGAUUCUACCAUAUAUUUCUGACAUGAACUUUGUGCAAGAUUUAUGUGAAGAUCUUUAUGAACUUUUCAAGACUGACAAAGGAUUUGACAAAGCUACUUUUGAAAGUCAGAUGUCUGUGAUGAGGGGUCAGAUCUUAAAUCUCACUCAGGCAUUGAGAGAUGUGAAGAGCCCUUUCCAACUGGUGCAGAUGCCCUGUGUGAUUGUGGAGUGCAGUCAAGGCAGCAGUCAGGGUCGGAUUGUCCACCUCAGCAACUCCUUUACCCAGACUUUCCAUUGCAGGAAGCCAUUUUUUUCCUCCUGGUAGCUGAUGUUGUAAAAGUCAGAUAAAAAAAACUGUUUAGAAUUCUUGUGUUAUUGCAACUUUACAGUUAUGAACCACCACUGGCAGGAGCUCCAUCUGCCAAAACCUCAAGUCGUUUAAGUCUUUAAAAGGUUAUAUUCUGAAUGUAACCAAAAGUUUACAGUUUUUGUCCAAAUAUUAAAUUUCUCUUUCAGGGAAGACAUGAUAUAUCUCCUAUAUUGUAUUUUCGUAGAAAAUUUGUAUUUUAUGUUGUUGUUAGUUUAAUAUGUAAUUUCAAACAUGCUGGAAUGACUGUAAUUGCUCUAGAAGUCCAUAUAGAAAAAAUAAGGAAUUUGCUGACUUUGA